Molecule: messenger RNA, 2865 nt
Organism: Caenorhabditis remanei
Lineage: Eukaryota; Metazoa; Nematoda; Chromadorea; Rhabditida; Rhabditidae
Exons: 19
Coding region: 1-2865 (954 amino acids)
Source: RefSeq, a predicted model, not a curated record
AUGAACAUAGAGGACGCACUGGAGCAACAAAACGAGAUCGUCUCACAAAAUCUUGCUAUACAGCUCGUCAAUUUGGAAGCAUCACUCCUAUUCAAUCGCGUGGAAGCUCCAAAAAUUAUUGAUAAUAUUGUGGAUUUAGCACAAAAAAUUCCUAAUCAGCAAGCAUACCAAGAAUCAGCCAAAUUGUUUGCAGAAAACAUGAAAUAUGCGAGCGUUUUCAGAAAGCGAGAGAGUUGUCGAAAAAUUUCCAAACUGAAUUUGACAACGAAAGUCAUUAUAAUCCAGCAAUUUCUUGCUACUGGACUGACGACAUUUCCCAUGGAGUUGUGUCUCUCAAAAAGGAGUCGGACAGGAACUGUCGCUCAAGGAAUUUGGAGUUUCCAAAAACCACGAACACACAUGGCUAUGGCGUUCGGGUUAAACAAGAAUGGACGUCUGGGAAUAGGAUCUGAGGAAGAGUGGGUGGAUGUUUUGACUCCAGUGGAACUGUCUGACUCCAGUGGACCUGUAGAGAUUAACCAAGUCUUCAUAGGACCAAACCAUACUAUCAUUCAAUCAAAGAAUGGUAAUCUCUACGGUUGCGGAAUCAAAUCCAAUUUUUUGAGUAAAACUUCGAACUCGGAGAAAAUUGCUACGACUCCAAUUGACAUCAGGUCCAUUUGUAAAUGUUUGGAUGAUCAGGAGAUCACUCUCGGAGAAACAUAUACCAAAUUCGAGAAGUAUGAUAAAAACACAUCACUAAUUGUUGGAACGGACCCAUUUGUGUAUUCGGAGCAUAACUGGUCAGGUGGCACCAACCUCACUUUUGUGAACAGAAGACCGAAAACGAAGGAAUAUCAAGAAAUUGAAGUGGAAACUUAUGAAAAGCAGAAAAGAAAGAUCAAAGUUCGUAACGAUUGUCUCUGGGUUGACAGAGACGGAAGAAAACCUGACAUUGCGUUUAUUGUCAAUGGAUCUCGCGUGCAUUACAAAAAGUUGAUGAACAACUUCAAAAUAAGUUCUGCAGGAGAGGCGUUUGCUCUCAUCGAUCACAAUGUACAUAAAGGACGAUUCGUGAUUAUGCCAAGAAAAGCAAGAAAUGAUGGUUGGAGAAAUAAUGGAAGAGGUGAAUGGGCUGAUGAAAGCGAUGAAGUUCUCUUAUGUAUUAUGGAAGAAAUAGCUCUUCCUUAUGCAUUCGAUGGACUUGCAGUUUCGGAUGAUGGACAAUCGUUGAUUGCAUGGGCCAACUUCCAGUAUUCUCCAGAGUCCUACUUCAAAAAAUAUCGAGCGUAUGAACGUUGCACAUGUCUCCACGUGCCAACGGAAGACACACGCUAUGACGGAGAGGAGCUUGUCCGUUUAUACAAACGGACAGUUGAGACUGACAUCAAGAGAAUGGGCGGUUUUCAUCUGAAUUCCGGGCACCCGAAAUACAAGUGUUUGCUUCGAGGACUACGUGCACUCAUUCAUUUUUUGAAAGUGGACGAAAGAACGGGAGUGUCUGAAGUUUUGCUGAAAACCUUUCCUAAAAACCAGCAACCAGGCGUAAAUCCUCUCGAAGACGAAUUCGAAACGGCUAUUCAGGAAGCAAGUAAACUUCCAAUACUGGUCACAAAGUCGGAUAUCAAUUCGGAAGAAAGAGAGAAGGAAAUGAGACAUGAGUGCAGGCUGCAAUACCUCAAACUCCACCAAAAAGCCCAAACUCUUGUUGAAAAUCUUGCAACAGUUCCAUUCCAUGAUGACAGGACGCCUAUUAUUUUUGCCUGUGUCGCGAAAAUAAUAAAAUCGAUUGCUCUCCACGACUUCGAACGUAUUGAUCCCAAGAAAGGAUACAUUCAACCAAGAAGCGGCCGGUUCAAUAGUUAUCAUUGUGAAGAAUCGUUAAAAAUAAGAAAGAAGUCAGAUGAGCCGGGGCUGAACUUGGAAUUGAUUCGGGUCGAAGCUGCUCCAAUCAUUGCGUCUAACAGUGUUGGGGACGACAUGUGCUUCCAUGACGUCUACCAUAUCUACACAACUGAAUUUCAUAUUAGGUGUAUUGAUGCUUCUUUGUUGGAGCACGUUGGCGAAUACCGGGUGCUCAAUUUGAACCUGGCGUGUCUCAAUGACCCAGAUCAUUAUCGUUUCUUGGAACUGCUCGAUUCAUUUUUCUUGAUUCGGGACGAUAUAAUUCACCUGAAAACGUUUGACAGAGUUCUUGGCGUGGAACAAGAAACUGGCUCACUUCCAGAAAAUGAAAAAUACUCCAUCCGUACAUUAAAUGAGAACAUUACACAAGUCCCAAAAUAUCUGUUUGAGCUCUAUUCCGAAUACGAUUCGAGACGGAAAGAAUAUGUGAUUGAUCCUCACGCUCGCAAUUUCUUCUCACUGAGUUUUACGGAGGACGCGUUGAAACUUUUGGUGAACUGUUUGAUCGAUGUGAGAGUGUUUUUCAGGGCGAACAUGAAGUUGAAAAUCGAAACGUUCGCUCUUGCCAAGUACCUUCUAAUGCGUCAUAUUUGGGACGAACUUCGACUGAUGAUUAUUUUAUCUGCCGAGGAAAAAGAUUUCGAUUGCAUCGGAGAUUUACUCCAACACGAUGAAGAACGAGACGCGUUAAUUCCGCUCAUAGCACGUUGGCGGCCAGAAAUCAUCAUCUUCUGGAAGGAAUUUCAAUCAAACGUGCCUCUCUCAAUUAUCCAUCUAAUUGCAGCCGAAAUCGAUAAUACUCGAUACAAAAGAAUCCAGGAGGUUCCCAACAAGUAUAUGCCCAUCGUUGCACUGUUAGAUGAAAAUGUCGACAAUGAGAUAAUAUCGGAAAGAGCUCUAACAAAAUAUUUAUGCCACCCGGGAGAUGAUGAGACAGUCAAAAAUGAGUGUAGAAGAGCUGUUCAGAGCUGGAAUUCAUAG